Molecule: messenger RNA, 1065 nt
Organism: Syngnathus typhle (broad-nosed pipefish)
Lineage: Eukaryota; Metazoa; Chordata; Actinopteri; Syngnathiformes; Syngnathidae
Product: H-2 class I histocompatibility antigen, K-B alpha chain-like
Exons: 4
Coding region: 97-1065 (322 amino acids)
Biological process (GO): immune response
Cellular component (GO): external side of plasma membrane
Source: RefSeq, a predicted model, not a curated record
ACCAACGCGUGUCUGCAGUUUUCUGUCAUAAUGCGUCGGCCAUAGUCACAAGUUUGAGCAAAUACUUGGCUUGAGUAAAACGGCACAGGCAACUUGAUGCAUGGAAUGAAUUUACUUGGAUUCUUUGUUGCGGCCGUGCAAAUACACAGCGUGACGCUUGUCAUUCACACGCUCAAUUAUUUCACGACGAUCUCUCAAGUUGCAAAGCUACCAGAGUUCUUGGAGGCUGCGUAUGUUGAUGGCGUUCAGAUUCUGCAGUUUGACAGCAACCACAGGGAAACGAAAGCCAAACAUGACUGGGUGAACAAAAUCACAGAAGAUGAUCCGCGCUUCUGGGAGACAGAGACAGCGAUCGAUCUUAUGAAUGAGCAGGUCAUGAAACGCAACAUUGAAACCGCUAAAAAGCGCUUCAACCAAACUGGAGGUGUUCACAUGAUUCAGGUGAUAAAAGGCUGUAAAUGGGACGAUGAGACGGAAGAGGUUAAUGGUUGGGAGCACUACCAAUACGAUGGAGAAGACUUCCUAUCAUUUGAGGCGAAUACGAUGACAUGGAUCGCAGCACAUCCACAAGCUUUCAUCACCAAAAUCAAGUUGGACCAAAUUGACGGGCUUAAUAAAGUCAAGAAGAUUACCCACAGGGAGGUGUGUCCUGAGCUGUUAAAGACACAUUUGAGAAACGGGAGGGACUUCCUGACGAGAACCGAACUUCCCACGGUGUCUCUCCUGCAGAAGACUCCUUCCUCUCCGGUCACCUGCCACGCCACGGGUUUCUACCCCAGGACAUCGUCCCUCUUUUGGAGGAAGAACGGCGAGGAGAUCCACGAGGACGUGGAGAUGGGGGCAACCCUCCCCAACCACGACGGAACCUUCCAGACCUCGGCCCACCUGAACGUGGAGGUGACGCUCGCCGCGGAGCAGGAGUACGAAUGCGUGUUCCAGUUGGACGGCGUCCCGGAAGACAUCAUCAUCAAGCUGGAUGCCGGAAGCAUCCUGAGCAACAUCCAGGGUGAGCGUUUUUGUGACUCGGACACAUCCCAUUGGCUGUGGGGCUCUCGCGAGCGCUAA